Messenger RNA from Trypanosoma theileri, 669 nucleotides. RefSeq names its product small GTP-binding protein Rab7. The record is from RefSeq and is a predicted model, not a curated record. The transcript has a single exon. Lineage: Eukaryota; Euglenozoa; Kinetoplastea; Trypanosomatida; Trypanosomatidae. The coding region runs from base 1 to 669 and encodes 222 amino acids. Gene Ontology annotation, molecular function: GTP binding; GTPase activity.
AUGUCGGAAGAGCUCGCAUACAAGAUAAUAGUAAUUGGUGAUGUUGGGGUAGGGAAAAGCAACGUGACAUCACGGUACUGCGAUGGCUCCUUUUACGACGACAUUGUUCCCACCAUUGGUGUGGACUUCAAGUACUGUCACUGCACGACACUAGAAAAACCCGCACGCUCUGUGCGACUGCAGAUAUGGGACACAUCUGGCCAAGACCGCUUUGUCACCCUCACCACUGCCUUCUACCGCAACUGCAACGGCGUGCUGCUCUGCUUUGAUCUCACCAACCGCGUCUCCUUUGAGAACCUCGACGCGUGGUACGACCGACUCGUAUCGAACUGCUUAGAGACCCCGCCGCUCAUUCUCGUCGGCUGCAAACUCGAUCUUGUGCACCGCAGCGACGCGCAGGACGGCGGCAUUGCGUUGGGAAGUCAGCGGCAAGUGGAGAAGAGCGAAGGAGACGCGUGGGCGCGAAGUCACAACUGUCUGUGUUAUCUGGAAACAAGUGCAAAGGACAACACAAAUAUUUCUGAGGCCUUCCAGCAAUUGGCAACUUAUGUUUCGCAAAAUACAUCCUUAGCAGUGGAGGGCAACCGGAAUACAAUAGGAGGAGGUCGUAAUAGGAGACCAUUUCAACAAGAAGGUGAUAGGAAAAAAACAUGUUGUAGCAUCUUUUGA